Eimeria maxima is the source of this 2745-nucleotide messenger RNA. RefSeq lists its product as hypothetical. The transcript has 17 exons. Bases 1 to 2745 code for a protein of 914 amino acids. Gene Ontology annotation, molecular function: ATP binding; ATP hydrolysis activity. The record is from RefSeq and is a predicted model, not a curated record. Gene Ontology annotation, biological process: cellular response to heat. Gene Ontology annotation, cellular component: cytoplasm. NCBI's taxonomy places the organism in Eukaryota, Apicomplexa, Conoidasida, Eucoccidiorida, Eimeriidae.
AUGGUUCAGGGCUUAGGGGGAGGAAGCGACUUAACUCCUGAUGCUCGUCUUGUUACAGAGCAUGUAGAACUGCUGGCUUGGUAUUUGCAAAAUGAUCGGCUAGCGGUGGCCCACGUGGCCAUGUGCCUGCUUGAGGGGCCACACAAAGAAAUUUCGAGAGGUGUAAUUGACAAGUGCGGAGGAGAUUACGAAUUCAUUCGCCACUCUGUCAAGGAUUUCAUCGUUGAUUUGCCUCGAUCUGCCACCCCAAUAAACUUGGGUGAGAGUGGUCCAUCUGUAGCACUUCGAAAUGCAUUAAGGAAAGCUUGGAAAUUAGCCGAAGAGGAAGCGAGUCCAAUUGGUGUCCAUCAUUUAUAUCUCUCUCUUGUUGGUAUUCCCGCAUUCCAAAAAAUUAUGCUCAAAAGUGGAUGUGAUCUUAAAGUAUUCAAAACGGAAAUAGUUCUUGAAUUUAAGGGGAGGCAAAGGGGUAUUGUUCCUGUUUCCUUCCAAGACAUGGUUGCCGAUAGACAAGGAGCAACAGAUGUAACUAUUUCUCAGUAUGGUGUUGAUCUAUCCUUCAUGGCACAACAAGGGUUGUUACCUCCUGUUGUAGGCAGAGAUGAAGAAAUCGACAGAAUUGCACAGAUCUUAAGCAGAAAGAUGACAAAGGCACCCAUACUGCUUGGUGAACCUGGUGUAGGAAAGACAGCAGUCAUCGAGGGUUUGGCACAGCGUAUUGUUGAGGGUGCUGUACCUGAGUCCUUACGAAAACGCCGUAUCUUUGCGUUAGAUUUACUGUCUUUGUCUGCUGGAUCUGCAAUGAGGGGAGAAUUUGAAAAAAGAAUGAAGGAAAUUAUACAAUAUUUACAAGCAAAUGUAGAUGAAGUUAUUCUAUUUAUUGAUGAAAUACAUACUCUUAUUGGUGCAGGAAAAGCAGCAGGCAGCAUGGAUGCUAGCCAGAUCCUUAAGGUUCCUCUGGCAAGAGGAGAGAUUGUGCUAGUUGGUGCAACAACACUCAGCGAAUACAAACUUUACAUUGAGAAGGAUGCCGCCUUCUGCCGUCGUUUCCAGAAAAUCGUCGUAGAGGCGCCCUCCAAGGAACGAACUCUAAGUAUCCUUACUAAGGUAAAGGGUAACUACGAACGUCACCAUAACAUGCGUAUAAGUGACGAAGUAUUAGCAGCAGUUGUUGGUUUAUCUGAUCAAUAUAUAAAGAGAAGAUCUUUCCCAGACAAAGCUCUGGAUCUUCUUGAUGAAUCUUGUGCUAUGAGGAGAGUUCGUCAUAAUAAUAGAGUAGCGGAGGUCACUAAGUUAUUAGAGGAGCAUAGACAGAAAAAGAUCACACUGCCAGAUGGCGAAUUGAAGGCAUUAGAGGAGGAGUUCAAGACCCUCACGGAGCCAACAGAAGAGCGUCCUGAUCCUGAACAAAUAGACCUUGUUGUAGAUGAUGUUGCUCGUAUACUUAGUCUAUGGACGGGUAUACCCAUGGGAAGGAUGACGGAGGACGAGAUGACAAGGAUCCUUAAGUUAUCUGAGGUUCUUAGCAAGAGAGUUAUUGGUCAAGACGAGGCAGUGCAGGCAGUAGCGAAUGCUAUUCGUAAUCAUCGUGCAGGACUUAGCGAAGAUAAGAAGCCUAUUGGAGCAUUCUUAUUCUUAGGUUCAUCAGGUGUAGGGAAGACAGAAUUAGCAAAGGCAUUAGCUGAGGAAAUAUUUCAUUCAGAGAAGAAUUUAAUUCGAUUAGAUAUGGUUGAAUACCAAGAGGCUCAUAGUAUUUCUCGUCUAAUUGGACCUCCCCCUGGUUAUAUGGGUAAUGACGAGGGUGGACAAUUAACGGAGGCUGUUAGACAGAAGCCACAUAGUGUUGUAUUAUUUGAUGAAGUAGAGAAUGCCCACAAAAAUCUUUGGUCUCUUCUUCUACCGAUGCUGGAUGAAGGUCAUUUAACGGAUACAAAGAAUGUUCGUGUAGAUUUUACGAAUACAAUAAUAAUAAUGACAUCUAACAUAGGACAACAAUUUAUAUUAGAUGGAUAUAGGGAGGCAAGAGAGAUACAAAAAGGACAAAUAACACCAUUAGCUCAAUUUAAUAAAGAAAAAAAUACACUAGAGAAAUUUGUUAUGGCUAAGGCAGGUGCAGAUGCAGCAAAAGGUAUAAUUAAUAAUGAUAAAGAUAAAGAUAAAGAAAAAGAUAAUAAAAAAGGUACUAGUGCAGAUGCUGUUGAGAAAAAAAAAGGAGAACAAUGGUACUCAGGUAAUAACCCUAAAGAAAUACUCAAUAAAAUGCGACAAAAAGUUAUGCAAGAAGUACUUGGAUACUUUAAACCACAAGUUAUAGGAAGAAUGACCAAAAUCAUCAUAUUUGAGCCAUUAACAGAUAAUGCAAUGAGAGGAGUAUUAGAUUUAAUGUUUAGUCAUUUAAUUAAAGAAUUAAAUAAAAAAGGAAUAAAAUUAGAGGUAACAAAUUCAGCAAAAGAAUUUAUAUUAGGAAGAGCAUGGAGUCAUAAAUUCGGAGGAAGAAGGAUGGCUAAGUAUAUAGAGAAAUAUAUAACAGCAAAAAUAGCUCCUCUUCUUUUAUCUGCAAAAUUAAGGAGAGGGCACAAAGCACAAUUAAAAAGAGCACCUAAUCAACCUAAUCAACUUAAUCUUAUUAUAUGCGAAGAAGACGCGAAUGGUGAAUGUAAGCCAGGAACAAAACACGGCAGAGUGUUAGUAGUGCAGGCAGCAAAGGCAUCAAUAGGGGAAGGAGAAGAAGAAGAUCCUCUUAUUUAA